Cylindrotheca closterium is the source of this 1263-nucleotide messenger RNA. NCBI's taxonomy places the organism in Eukaryota, Bacillariophyta, Bacillariophyceae, Bacillariales, Bacillariaceae. The record is from the annotation of a GenBank genome assembly.
AUGGCAAAUUCCAGUUGGCACCUUUUCCUUGCAACACUAUAUUCGCUAUUGGCACUGCUUCACGCAAGCAGUAGUGCUGGAGGUGCAUUUCCGAAACCUGCAUUUGUAUCAUCCACACAACCAAAAACAGAACUCCUUUCCAACGGUAGCAAUGAAACAACAACAACAACAACAGCGGAAACACAAGAUCCUCUGAUAGCUGUACCAGAAUGGAAACGAAAGCUCCCCUAUCCACUCAACAACAAAACUUCAACUUUGCAACGUAUCACUAUCCCGGGUUUUGGUGGACGGUGUGCUGUGGAAGUAUAUCUUUUGGGAACAGCACAUGUUUCGAACGAUUCUUCCCGAGAUGUAAAUCUAUUGUUGGAAACAAUUGAUCCCGAUGUCAUUUUUCUAGAGCUUUGUGAUCAACGAAUACCCAUGCUAACAGCUCCACCCCCCGAAUUAAAUGGAGAAGGGGAGACAUCGGAAGAUACAGAAAAGAAACCAUGGUGGAGAAGACGAAAAACGAAACCAAAGCCAUCCAAUGAGGAAGGAGGACGACAGCCAAAAUCGCUGCACGGUAUGGCUUCCAAUAUGUUAACUUCCAUGCAACAAGACUAUGCCAAUUCCUUGGGCGUCGAGCUCGGAGGCGAAUUCCGUACCGCCUACAACUUUUGGGAACAAAGUCGAUUGUCGCGACCAGCUGGAGCAGUACACAUGAUCUUGGGCGACCGACCUCUCUAUUUGACACUCACACGAGCCUGGGAGUCCCUGGGCACUUGGGGCAAAACCAAGCUCUUGGUAGCGCUUUUCAUUUCCACCUUGCAAAAGCCGAAUCCAGAAGAGUUGAGGAAUUGGAUGAAGUCAAUACUGGAAGACGAUUCGGGAGAUAUCCUCACAAAAUCGAUUGACGAUCUCAAAAAGCAUUUUCCAACACUGGAGGAAGUCAUCAUUCGCGAACGUGAUGCCUACAUGGCUUGCAAACUUUAUCAGACCUGUCGUCAGAUGCUCAUUAUGCUACAACAGCAGCAAAGGCAAGAGUCACCACCGCCGUCAUCUCCCAGCAUUCAACGAGUGGUAGCAAUUGUGGGAGCUGGGCAUAUCAAGGGCAUGUGUCACUGGUUAACUGGUGGAAACCAAGGAAAGGGAACACCGGAAGAUGUGCUUGCAGGACUGAUCAAGAUCAAGAAAGCAAUCGCCCAUGAGGAUGCACAAGUAUUGACUCACGAUGUCAUGGUCGUUAAUCAUGAACAGCUUCAAGAAAUUGUACAAAAGCAAUGA